Malassezia restricta is the source of this 2730-nucleotide messenger RNA. Its product is annotated as enhancer of polycomb-like protein. The transcript is spliced from 2 exons. Bases 1 to 2730 code for a protein of 909 amino acids. NCBI's taxonomy places the organism in Eukaryota, Fungi, Basidiomycota, Malasseziomycetes, Malasseziales, Malasseziaceae. The record is from RefSeq and is a predicted model, not a curated record. Gene Ontology annotation, cellular component: piccolo histone acetyltransferase complex. Gene Ontology annotation, biological process: regulation of transcription by RNA polymerase II.
AUGACUGCACAAGUCUCGACGGUAACCGCCACCACCCCUCGUGGGUCGGGCAUGGGCCACGCUUCCUCUUCCCCUUUUACCUCCGUACAUAUGACGAGCAGUCGUAUGCGGAACAAGAAGCUCUCAUACAAGCAAAAGAUCGCUGUUCAUCGAGGCGCAUUCCAGAAUGACGCUGCAAACGCCUUUGUGAGCGCUAUCGCACCAGAGUUUGAAUCUAGCGACAAUCAGCAGGAUUCAAACUUUGGUGUAGACUCACAUGAGAUCACUGAAUACCAUUUGCAGGCCGCGCUUUCUUCCACUCAGGUGGAUAACGUUGGUAAUGCGCCGACAAAAAAAUACCACAUCCCCACCCCGCAAAGUGUGGAAGUCUUGUCGCAAGCGCAGUAUCAUGAGCAAUAUCCGACGAAUGUGUAUUUUGACCCCGUGACAUAUGUCCGCUUCUCGGACACAGUGGAAGCUUGUAACCGUGGUUCUCCUUACUGCAUGGAUGAGGACGAUAAAGGAUGGCUGGACAAGCAUAACGAAAAAGUUCAGUCUAAUUUGGAAAAAGCGCUAAAAGAUUCAAAAGCGGAACCCACUGAGGCAGAGGCGGCUCGUGUUGAGGCUCUCGUGCGCAAGGAGGCACCGGAAUAUUGCUCUAUUUCAGAGGAUGAAUUCGAGACAAUAAUGUAUGUGUUUGAACGUACGACAUGCGAGCGCCAUCCCUUGUUGGAACUUGAUAUGUCUAAACUCCCACCUCUCUCUGAGCUUCUGCCCCAAUUUGAACCCAACUCUUCGUGCUCUGCGCUGGCUCUACCAGAACUCCCAGCUCUCCCCAAUGAUCUUUCAUCGUGUGUUCCUGCUCCAGCAGAGAAAAACAAUAGCAGCAAAAACACUCCAAAACCAGGCUCAGGGGAACCAGUCUGGUCAGCAAAAAAUCCAUUUCGAUAUCUGCAUUUACUUAAGCCCGGCGCUCAUGCAGUGUACCCGUGGUGGAAACUUCGCCGCCAAGCUCGUGAGGGAAGGCCGAUUGUGCCAUCGCUCAACUUUGAUGAGAGCAACGAGAAUGACCCCUACGUCUGCUUUCGCCGUCGCGAAGUCAAAAGUGCGCGUAAAACACGUAAGACAGAUACCCUUCAGCUUGAGAAACUUGUUCGACUCGAAGUCGAGAUGCGUCAAGCUGCGUCUUUGUUUUUCAUGAUUGCUCAGCGGGAGCGUUUGAAAGAGCUUAGCGUUAAACAGGCUAAGGCAUGCUGGAACACAGCUCAAGAACUUUUAGCAUUUAAGCGCAGUUGGGAUAUCACUGGUCCUAGUAAAGGUAAAGAAGAUGAGAGUCUCUUGUUUGGGAUCCAACCUGAUCCUCUCGAACCUGUUCCCUCUACAACAGCCUCUCAACACACACAAUUGCUGAAGAAAAAACGUAAGGCUGAUGAGGCGGCAUCAUCUACAUCGUCGACUGUGCUCAAGUUACGACGUCCUAAAACAGAACCAGAAUAUACUCAUUCGACUACUAAAGCUGGUAUUGAAAAUGUGAACUCUUCGACCGGCGUAUCUUCUAUCAUGGACCGUAUGCUCGCUGUACAGCAGUACAUCGACCAUGAAUGUACAUUGAGGCAGCAGGCGGAUGCAGGUAUGGAAGAUCUCACAGACUCCGCAUUCCAGCCGUCAGUUGCGCCACCACCGAUACGUGCAUUCCGACCAAUUCAGUCUGACAACAAUGAUACCCACUUUUGGUCUAAUCAUCCAUUUGCGCGGCCUGGACGACAGUCUUGCUUCCGUCGACGCGUCGGCCGUGGAGGACGAGUGUUUCUGGAUCGUCGCCCCAUUGCAGUUAGCCCUGCGCCUGCUAACAUUGGCGCUUGGCCUCGACAACGCCAAAACGGAUUUCCACUCGCUACUUUCGGUUUUGACCGCUCCUCUGACUCGAUGAAACGCAUGGAUGGAUUUAACAGGAUUCAUGCGGGAUUUGAUACAUUCCGUUCUUAUGCACCCGUGGUUCAAUCUUCGCGCGUGGCGCCAAUGCUUCUGCCUACACCUGAUCUGUCUUGGGACCCAUUGAAUUCAAAGGACCCGCGUGAGCCGUUGACACAUGAUCCAGACUUGAAGUUUAGGCGUGUGAAUAAAACUGGUGUUUACCAUGUUGAGCCACAAAAUACCGAAUCGGCUAGUACAGCAUCAGACUCGACAGAUCGAACGCAGAGUUCGGAUGAAAUGGGUGACGGUCAAAGUACUCAAGCGACAGAUAUUGACCAGGAAGAAUCAAAGCCUAUGGAUGAAGACAAAUCACCUGAGCUUAAAUCACAAAGUACUCUUGCAACUAGGGAAGAAGCGGUCGAAUCGGUGGAAGAGCAGAUGGAGCGUGCUCAGAAACUCGCUGAACGUUGGCGAUAUGAUGAAGAUGGCGGGCGAUAUGCGGGUCUUGGUUUGCUGGGUCUCGGAGGAAUGGAAGGCGAUGAAGAAGCAGUGUUAGACGACUUCGAUCAGCGUUUCAUUCGCUUCCGCAUGUCCCUACUCGACGAAGCCAACUUGUUAAAGUUGUCAACAGACUGGACGCAUAUGCGACAGGCAUUGAUUGCCGCAUCUUCAAAUUUGCAUACGAGGCCUUCAUUUUCUGUCGCGGAUGCUCAAAAGAAUGCUGCUGGUGGCGCUGCUAGUGUCACUGUAGCUAAUGAAACUUCUAACACAAAGCCCGUCGUGUCUUCAACUACAAAAGAUGGGUCGAACAGCUCGAAACCUAGCAAUGAAAAGUAA